This is a messenger RNA of Rattus norvegicus (Norway rat), 1519 nucleotides long. The record is from RefSeq and is a predicted model, not a curated record. Lineage: Eukaryota; Metazoa; Chordata; Mammalia; Rodentia; Muridae.
GCGAGCGCGCAGGCGCACAUGCUUUGGAACGACCCACGGAGCUGAGGAUUUCACAUAACAUUAUGGGCCGCAAGAAGGUUGCUCGCGGGUCCAAGACAGAGGGCGGUCGUGUUCGGCGACCCCCUGGCCGCUCUCUGGAUGCUUUCGCUGAGGAGGUGGGCGCUGCGCUGCGCGCAUCGGUGCAGACUGAAGAGGCCGAGAACCAGAGUGGCCCGGACCCUGCGGCGCUGCCUUGUGCCUUGGCUAUGUGGGAGCUUGGCCACUGUGACCCCAAGCGCUGCACGGGCCGCAAACUGGCCCGUCUGGGUCUUGUGCGCUGCCUGCGCCUGAGCCAAAGAUUUGGCGGUCUGGUGCUCAGCCCAGUAGGCACUCAGUACGUGUCUCCGGCAGACAGACAACUGGUGGCACAGUCAGGGAUCGCUGUCAUAGACUGCUCUUGGGCCAAAUUGGAUGAGACACCCUUUGGAAAGAUGCGAGGGAGCCACUUGCGGCUCCUACCUUACCUCGUAGCUGCGAACCCUGUCAACUAUGGCCGGCCCUGCAAACUUUCCUGUGUGGAAGCUUUCGCUGCUGCCUUCUGCAUUGCUUUUCAGACCUUGCUGUCAUUUUGCUUCGGAAGUUUAAGUGGGGCAAGGGCUUCUUGGACCUGAACCGACAGCUUCUGGAUAAGUACGCUGCCUGCUGUGGCCCAGAGGAGGUGCUAGAGGCUGAACAGGGGUACUUGGCUAGCACCAAGGACACCCCUGAGGAGGAGAACAUCGGUGAGGCCUGGCAUGCAAUCAUGGCACACCAGGGCCUUGGGAGCCUAGAGCCACUGGUUUGGCUCUGCCCUGAAAUCACUUAGAAGUCGCCUUCCUCUCUUUGUUCAGAUCCCUUUGACGUGGACUCCGGGCGGGAGUUUGCAAACCUCAACAGACCUGUGGCCAGCACCCGGUAGGUCCUGUGAGUCUACACUUGAGUCAUCACUCAAGUCCAGUUUGCUUCUGGAACCUUGACCCUGUUCCUCCUGCCUUGUGGGUGUGGCUUAAGUGUGAAGCAGCUGCUUGCUGGAAGGGUUUGGGGUCAGAGCGUCCUCUGCUUGAGGGCUUCUAUAGGGUGAGUCUACUAGGUAACCUUGUACUUGGCCUGUGUCUAUACUGUGGUCCAUCCCUCCCUUCCAGUCUGCCUAUGGACACGGAUGACACUGAUGAGUCAGAGGACCACAGUGAGGAUUCUGGGGAGGACAGUGAUGAGUGUGAGGAACAAGGACCUGGUGCUAAUGGAGGGGACAGCAGCUACUCUCAAGCAGAAGAGAUCCCAGAACAAGAGGCUCAGGCCAGAGACUCCACUGAAAUUUGGAAAGGAAUCAAGAAACGACAGAGAGACUGAAGGUUGCAAACAAUAUUAUUGAAGAUGGUGUGCACUAAUCAGAAGUGGCAGUAGGACCUGGGGAUGGACAGGCCUGUUGGGACAAUUCUGGGACAGCCUUGUUUGGAGUCUUGCCUUAGAGCUCUCAAUAAAGCCAAGGAGGUGCCCCCAC